Molecule: messenger RNA, 1035 nt
Organism: Salvelinus sp. IW2-2015
Lineage: Eukaryota; Metazoa; Chordata; Actinopteri; Salmoniformes; Salmonidae
Source: RefSeq, a predicted model, not a curated record
CCUCUCUGCAAGACGCAUUUUGUAAUACGGAAGCGUGGGUUACUAGUCGAAAUGGCCGAGAUGGAAAUCGAGGAAUUCAUUGAACAAAACAGGCAUUUGGCCACGCUUGUAGAUACAUAUCGUGGCAUCUCAGAGAGUGAAAAACACUGGAAGGCCAGGAGGGAAUUCCUAUUUAGAAAUAUAAACGACUUUGAAGAACCACACAUUGACCAGCUGCUAGCAUUGUCCAUGGUAUGGGCCAACAACGUGUUUCUUGGCUGUCGAUACAGUCCAGACCUCCUGGAGAAAAUGAAGGAAAUGGCUGAAGGAAUUGUGGUGGAGGAUGCCCCUGUUUUCAAAACCAGAGAUGAGAUAAUGAAAAACCAGAAACGAUGAUUGGAGGACCUGGUCUGUUAUGGAUGGAUUACCUUACUGUCCAACUUUCCUUUUUCCAGAUGCAUAUGAUUUUUAAAUGUUGUUUUCUUAACAUGCAAGCUUAUUGUUUUUUAAUUAGGUAUUACAACAAACGUAACAUAAGCAAUAACUUUUGAAACAUUUUAUACAUUAAAAUAAUUGUAGUUGAUUGGCCUGCUUCAAUAUCUGAUGUACUUGACAAUGGCCAUUAUCUGAAUACCAUGAGUGAGAACAUGUUGCAAGAAUAAACAUUGUAAGGCCAGAAAUAUGCCAUAUGAUGAGUUACGAUUUUUACAUAAUCUCCUGAGAGCCGUGUACCUCACAUUCAAAUCAAGGGAGGGGUACAGAAAAGGGCUUUCCACGUGGUCUUCACACAUUCCUCAGUUCUCCCUAAUUAUCCCAGAGUGAACUAUCCUUGAUUCCAUGCCUUGCCUCCUCAGAACCUCAGAUCUUCUGCUCCAAUGUGCUUUCUGAAGUCUAUGCUGGUAUAUGGUGCUUGCUCACUGAGCAGUAAGGGAAACACUGCCCCCUGCCUGCCAGGGAUGAUCCAGACCAGUCUGCUCUACUACUAAAAUAUAAACGCAACAUGUAAAGUGUUGGUCCCAUGUUUUAUGAGCUGAAAUAAAAAAUCCCAGAAAUGUU